UCAAUAUUAUUUUUGAAUGUUCAAGAGCUGCCAGAUUGAGAAUAUUUCGUCCGUCGUUGGAAACUUGAGAAUAGCGGCGAAUCUGGUUCGAUUUGGUUUCCAAUUGAAGAUUCUGAAGCUCCUUUUGACUCCUUCUACAUCUCUCUCUUCUAGAUCUCGACAACUCUAACCUGUUUCCAAGUGACGAUUUGUUUCCCCUCCUCUUCGAUUUGGUGGAUCUUGAGAAAUUGAUUUAGUUCAAAGCUCUGAUGGCUAAAAAGGAGAGACCUAGACCUGAGAAGUUGUCUGUGUAUCUUUAUAUACCUAAUAUUGUUGGGUACAUGAGAGUUCUCUUGAACUGUGUUGCUUUUGCUGUGUGUUUCUCCAACAAGACACUUUUCUCGGUCCUUUAUUUCUUCAGCUUUUGUUGUGAUGCUGUGGAUGGCUGGGUCGCUCGUAGAUUCAACCAAGUUUCAACAUUUGGAGCUGUUCUUGACAUGGUCACAGAUAGAGUUAGCACGGCUUGUCUACUCGUGAUUCUCUCUCAGAUCUACAGGCCUAGCUUGGUCUUCCUCUCAUUGCUGGCUUUAGAUAUUGCUAGUCACUGGCUGCAGAUGUACAGUACGUUUCUAGCAGGGAAGAGCAGCCAUAAGGAUGUGAAAGACAGCACAAGUUGGCUUUUUAGACUCUACUAUGGAAACCGGAUAUUUAUGUGUUAUUGCUGUGUUUCUUGCGAGGUUCUGUAUAUCAUCCUUCUUCUCAUUGCAAAGAACCAAUCCGAAAAUCUCCUGAAUGUCGUAGUUACCACAUUAACACAGAUUUCACCACUCUCUUUUCUCCUGGCUUUGACAUUGUUCGGUUGGUCGAUGAAGCAGACCGUUAAUGUCAUUCAGAUGAAAACUGCUGCAGACGUUUGUGUACUGUAUGAUAUAGAGAAGCAGCAGAAGCCUUGAUCAUCUUCCUUUUCCUCAACCUGAAACUCUUCUUCUUUUUUAACUGUUUGUUCUCUUUUCACUGUGGAUGUAGAUAAUUGUUUUUAAUGAGAUGAAGAAAUAUUGAUUUGCCUUUUGACAUAAUUUUGUUUUGUA
Molecule: messenger RNA, 1067 nt
Organism: Arabidopsis lyrata subsp. lyrata
Lineage: Eukaryota; Viridiplantae; Streptophyta; Magnoliopsida; Brassicales; Brassicaceae
Product: CDP-diacylglycerol--inositol 3-phosphatidyltransferase 1
Exons: 11
Coding region: 249-932 (227 amino acids)
Biological process (GO): phosphatidylinositol biosynthetic process
Cellular component (GO): membrane; Golgi apparatus
Molecular function (GO): CDP-diacylglycerol-inositol 3-phosphatidyltransferase activity
Source: RefSeq, a predicted model, not a curated record